GGGGGGUGGUGGUCAUUGCCUUGAUUUCAUAGUGUUUUGGCAUAGAAUUUUAGGAAUUAUUGCCAUAUAAGAAUACACUUUCCAUCAGAAAACUAAGCAACCUCAUUCUUUGCAGCUCCUGCCAUGGAGGUGGUAAAGAGCCUGGCAGCCCUGCUGAAGGAUUCAACAGCUUCUCUCAUUGAGAAGGAGGAGGAUCAUGUCCAGCCAGCCUUCCCUGUGAUGCAAGUCAGGGGAGGGGCCUCAAGUUCACCACUCACAGUGGUGCUGGAGGACUGCUCUUUCGAGGUAACGGACAUUGUGGCCGGUAUUGCGCUCAUUCUUGCGCUAUACUGGGUCCAUGACAUUUCCUGCUGUCCAAAAGCAUCCUGGUCACUUGCUGUGAUUGGCAACUUCAUUGGCUUGACCUACAAGACCAAGUCAUUCUUGGUACUAGAUUUAAUUUCAAAACUGGAAGAUUGAGAUCUUAAAUGAGUGUAUUUUUUUACAUGUACAUUAAAAUCUGUUUUUUUAACGAG
Molecule: messenger RNA, 515 nt
Organism: Ixodes scapularis (black-legged tick)
Lineage: Eukaryota; Metazoa; Arthropoda; Arachnida; Ixodida; Ixodidae
Exons: 2
Coding region: 124-459 (111 amino acids)
Source: RefSeq, a predicted model, not a curated record